AGCUGGAAAACCUGAAGGGGCGGCAGCCAGGCCUCCCUCGCUGGCCGGGUGCGGCUCCCCUCGAGAGGCUGUCGGCUGAGCUCCGCACAGUUCCUCGGCAACCUCGGCCCCGGACCAACCGCCAGACAGAACAGAGACACCCCUCCACCCACAGGCACGACCUGCCUUCCUGGGAAGAUGCAGAGGCUCGUGCUGCUGCUCACCAUGGUGGGCACCCCACUGGCGGCGGCCACAACACCCACAAACCCUGCCCGGCCGGAUGCUCCCAGCAUGCUGCCUGCCCACCGGCGCCAGAAGAGAGACUGGAUUUGGAACCAGAUGCACAUUGAUGAAGAGAAAAACACCUCGCUACCCCAUUAUGUGGGCAAGAUCAAAUCAAGUGUGAACCGCCAGAAUGCCAAGUACCUGCUCAAAGGAGAGUCGGCCGGCAAGGUCUUCCGUGUCAAUGCAGACACAGGGGACGUGUACGCCUUUGAGAGGCUGGACAGGGAGAAGACCUCCGAGUACCACCUCAUUGCCCUUGUGGUGGACAAGGACACCGAGAAGGACCUGGAGUCUCCUUCCAGCUUUACCAUUAAAGUACAUGAUGUGAAUGACAACUGGCCUGUGUUCACACACCGGUUGUUCAACGCAUCUGUGCCAGAGAUGUCAGCUGUGGGGACCUCGGUCAUGCGUGUGACAGCAGUGGAUGCAGAUGACCCCACUGUGGCAGACCACGCCUCCAUCAUGUACCAAGUCCUGGAGGGAGAGAAAUACUUCGCCAUGGAUAAUUCUGGACUCAUUUUCACAACAACCAAACACUUGGACCGAGAGACACAGGCCAAGUACAAGAUCGUGGUGGAAGCACGGGACGCCCAGGGCCUCCGGGGGUACUCAAGCACAGCCACUGUGUUGGUCACUCUGCAGGAUGUCAACGACAACUUCCCCGUCUUCACCCAGACCAAGUACACAUUCACUGUGCCCGAAGACAUCCGUGUGGGCAGCCCCCUGGGCUCUCUGUUUGUUGAGGACGCAGACGAGCCCCAGAACCGGAUGACCAAGUACAGCAUCGUGCAGGGAGAGUACCGGGACACCUUCACCAUCGAGACGGACCCCACCCGCAACGAGGGCAUCAUCAAGGCCAUGAAGCCCCUGGACUAUGAACGUAUCCAGCAGUACAGCUUCACUAUCGAGGCAACAGACCCCACCAUCAACCUCCACUACCUGAGCAGCACCUCCCUCAGAAAAACUGCCCGAGUCAUCAUCAAUGUCACAGAUGUGGACGAGCCCCCCAACUUCCAGCAGCCCUUCUACCACUUCCAGCUGUGGGAGAACCAGAAGAAACCUCUGAUCGGCUCAGUGCUGGCCAUGGACCCCGAUGCCACUCGGAGGAGCAUUGGAUACUUCAUCCGCAGGACAAGUGACAAGGGCCAGUUCUUCCGAAUAACCAAGCAGGGGAACAUUUACAAUGAGAAAGAACUGGACAGAGAAAUCUACCCCUGGUAUAACUUGACAGUGGAGGCCAAAGAGCUGGAUUCUAGUGGAACCCCCACAGGCAAAGAAUCCAUUGUGCAGGUCCACAUCGAAAUUCUGGAUGAAAAUGACAAUGCUCCGGAGUUUGCCGAACCCUAUGAGCCCAAAGUAUGCGAGAAUGCUGCCCAGGGAAAGCUGGUCGUGCGAAUUUCAGCAACAGACAAGGAUAUAAUGCCACGAGAUGUGAAGUUCAAAUUCUCCCUGAGCUCUGAUGACAGCAACUUCACCCUCAGGGAUAAUCAUGAUAACACGGCCAACAUCACGGUCAAGUAUGGGCAAUUUGAUCGAGAGCGGGCCAAAGUUCACCACCUGCCUGUGCUCAUCUCGGACAAUGGGAGGCCGAGCCUCACAGGCACCAACACGCUGGCUGUGACCGUGUGCAAGUGCAAUGAGCGUGGCGAGUUCACCUUCUGUGAAGAGGCGGCCCCCCAGGUGGGCGUCAGCAUCCAGGCACUGGUAGCCAUCUUUCUCUGCAUCCUCACCAUCACAGUGAUCACCCUGCUCAUCUUCCUGAGGCGGCGGCUCCGGAAGCAGGCCCGUGCCCACGGCAAAAGCGUGCCCGAGAUCCACGAGCAGCUGGUCACCUACGACGAGGAGGGCGGCGGCGAGAUGGACACCACCAGCUACGACGUGUCAGUGCUCAACUCCGCGCGCGGCGGCGCGGCCAAGCCCCCGCGGCUCCCGCCAGAAGCGCGGCCGGCUGUGUACGCGCAUGUGCAGAAGCCGCCGCGGCAGGCGCACGGCGGACCCGGGGAGAUGGCGGCCAUGAUCGAGGUGAAGAAGGAUGAGGCGGACCACGAUGGCGGCGGCCCGCCCUACGACACGCUGCGCAUCUACGGCUACGAGGGCUCCGAGUCCAUCGCAGAGUCCCUCAGCUCCCUGGGCACCGACUCGUCUGACUCGGACAUCGACUACGACUUCCUCAAUGACUGGGGGCCCAGGUUCAAGAUGCUGGCCGAGCUGUACGGCUCGGACCCCAGGGAGGAGCUGGUGUAUUAGGGGCCGCGGGCCUCUGGGCCUGGGGGACCCGAACCACUGCAGCUCAGGCCAGUCAGACACCAGGCACUGAGCCCUGGAAUUGUAGCACUGCCACCCAAGCCCAGCAACCCUUCCUCACGGGUCCCAGGUCCCAGAGACCAACCUCCCACCACCUUGGGUAGCAAACUCCAGGUCACUGAAAUGUCCAGGAACAUAUAUCAGUGACAGCUGCCUCCUAAACGCUGGAAGAGUCUGGCUAGUGUUCUCUCUAGGCUUGGACAUCCAAAACCUUGAGGCCUAGGACCAUGGGUCCAGCUGGAAGACUUUCUCUGGCUCAUCAAAAGAGCUUUUGUUCAGCUUGGGGAGGAGGGCUUCUGCUGAGGUCUCUACACCACCUGGUGAAGCUGGUGAGGUCCAGGUGUACGUCUGUUCUGGAGGCAAGGGGCUGGCUGGCAUGCCCCUGGGGCAAGACUCUCUGCAGCCAGGCCCAUGGGAGCCUGGACGGUCCAUCACACCUGCCCUGCUUCAACUUCCUCAUGCCCUCUGAAGUCUGAAAUCCCCCACCACUCUCCAGCCUCUGCCCAGGCCUGUCAAGAGGGAGGAAGGGACCCCUUGACAGCACCAGAUCUUGGGUCCUGAGGUGACUUCAUGGGCCUGCCAUGCUGAUAACUGUGCUGUACUGAACACUGAAAACAACCAAAGUCAGGGAGAUGGCUUGUUGAACUCUGAAGCAACUGUGAAUCCAUCCUGGAGGGACAGUGGAGACCAAGUGUGACAGAUCAUAGGGUGAGGGCCAUCUCCACACCCUCACCCUCCAGAGAGGGCCUAGAGUAGCUGAGACCCCAGUUUGAGACCCAUCCUUACCCCUUCAGUUUUGCCAGGGAAGAGGGACAGAUGCUCCUGGAGCAGAAGACCACGCCCCAUCUCUGUCCGGUCUGGUCAUUCAUUUAUGCCCUCUUUUCUCUCUUUAUUUUCUCUCUCUCUCUCCAUCUCCUCAUCUCUUGACUUAGAGGCAACUCUGGCUAAAGUCCAAACAGCUGACUGCACAACAGAGCCGUGCCUUUACACCUCAUUGUUGCCACAUCUCAGGGAACCCCAGCAGGGCCCCAUCCCUUGGGCACACCCUGCAAAAGACAAGACCCCUGCCCUGCCCAAGCACAUCCCCGGCUGUCAUCUGUGCAUCUCCCACCUUCAGCCACAAAUGGAAAGCUGCACUGCAGCACACCUUGGGGAAGUGACAUCACCCAACAGGAAGGGGCAGGGAAGGAGGAAACUCUCCAACUCACCCUUGGUCGUGGGCUGAGGUUCCCAACUCUGGGCAAGGCCCUUCACACUUCAAGGGAUUGUAGAUAACACUUUUUUAACCAAUAUCUAGUUUUUCAUAAUUUUUUUACUAAUACUACUUACACAUUUCUAGCUCUCACAAACAUAGAAUAAGGGUUUUUGUGUAGUAAGCAGGUUGCUAUUUAGAUUAACUUUUAAUUCAGGUUUUUUAGUUGGAUAAACAAAUUCCUAUUACCUUGUAUUUCCUAUCAUUGUAGUAAUUGCUCUACUGAUAAUGGCUAUAUACUGGCCACACUGGUGCAUGAGAUGUACUGUAUUUUUUUUAUACCUAAAUAAAGACAAAUUUUGAAAUUCUUAGAUUUCUAAGAGCUGAGAGAGCUCAUGUGAAACACACAACUACCACCACCAGCAGAAGAAUCCAGGAAGCAAGAGGACAUUUGCAGUCAGGAUUUCAGACACACCACAGAAAAGGGAUUGCCACAGAGAAAACAAGGGACCUGUAAUCCAAUCCCUUCUCUUCCUAGAGCCCUAUCCCUUCACUCAGCCUCUAGGCAUUACUCCAAUCCCACCCUCAUCCUAUAAAGUAGCAAGGUCUCUGAAAGCUGAAGCUGCCACACCAUCUCCAUUUGGGAAAUGAACCAGGCAGGUGAGAUACAUGUGGUGAGGGAGGAAAUCAAUCUCUGAUUAGCCAGUGGACAACAAUGAUUGAGCAGCUGGUACUUUAUUGGGGUGUGUGGACCCCAACACUGGGGUCCUGCUUAGAAAACCUCACAAAAUAAAAAGAGGAAGCCUCCGUGUCGGA
Molecule: messenger RNA, 4576 nt
Organism: Manis pentadactyla (Chinese pangolin)
Lineage: Eukaryota; Metazoa; Chordata; Mammalia; Pholidota; Manidae
Gene: CDH5
Product: cadherin 5
Exons: 12
Coding region: 178-2511 (777 amino acids)
Biological process (GO): cell-cell junction assembly; vasculature development; adherens junction organization
Cellular component (GO): adherens junction; bicellular tight junction; catenin complex
Molecular function (GO): calcium ion binding; cadherin binding
Source: RefSeq, a predicted model, not a curated record